GUCGUCUUUUUUAUUGCCUAGCUAGCCAUUACCCUCUCUCUCUCUCUCUGACUCGCUCUCACAAAUAAAUAAUAUCACGCAUCACUCACCUCAACUCGUCAAUUAAAUCUCUUCAUAGAGUGUGAGAGAAACACUCUUCAACUUCCUCUGUGUUUUCCGAUAGAUGACUACGUUCCGCCAAGUCGGCUCGCCGAUCUUUUUCCUCUUUCUUACCAUCUCUUUAUGUUCCGCUCAUAAAGAGGCGGUUUCUUCUAAUGGGUUGGUUCAAAUGGAGUGUUUUAGAGUCCCGUCGUCAGAGUUCGCCGAAGCGGCCAAAACUGUCAUUGACGCUAUACAAAAAGCGGGAGCUAUAGUGUCGAAGUUCGACAAGAAAGUGGGGAAGUCACGAGUGUCCAAUGCGAUUCUUGAUUGCGUUGAUCUUCUUGAUUCCGCCGCCGAAGAGCUUUCUUGGAUCAUCUCUGCUUCUCAAAACCCCAACGGUAAAGAUAACAGUACAGGGGACGUGGGUUCGGAUCUAAGGACAUGGAUAAGCGCCGCACUUUCUAACCAAGACACGUGUCUCGACGGCUUCGAAGGCACUAAUGGAAUUAUCAGAAAAGUCGUGGCCAGUGGUCUUAGCCGGGUCAGUUCUACCGUCCGAAAUUUACUAACGAUGGUUCACCCUCCUCCCUCUAAGCCCAAAUCCAAGCCCAUGAAAGCCCACACGACGGCCACCGCUCAUAGUGGCUUCAGUAAGUUUCCCUCAUGGGUUAAACCCGGUGAUCGAAAGUUACUGCAAACUGAUAGCCCACAAACGGCUGCUGACGCGGUUGUAGCGGCAGAUGGGACUGGGAAUUUCAAGACGAUAAGUGACGCGGUGUUGGCCGCACCGGACUAUAGCACGAAAAGAUAUGUGAUACAUGUGAAAAGAGGUGUAUAUGUGGAGAAUGUGGAGAUUAAAAAAAAGAAAUGGAACAUUAUGAUGGUUGGUGACGGCAUUGAUUCCACCGUGAUCACCGGUAACCGGAGUUUUAUCGAUGGCUGGACUACUUUCCGGUCUGCUACUUUUGCUGUGAGCGGUAGAGGAUUUAUUGCACGCGAUAUCACGUUCCAAAACACAGCAGGACCUGAAAAACACCAAGCAGUCGCACUACGGUCGGAUACGGAUCUCGGGGUCUUUUAUCGGUGCGCGAUGAGAGGUUACCAAGACACUCUCUAUGCCCACUCAAUGCGUCAAUUCUUUAGAGAAUGCAUUAUAACAGGCACCGUAGACUUUAUAUUCGGAGAUGCCACUGCCAUAUUCCAAAACUGCCAAAUAAAAGCCAAACAAGGCCUACCAAACCAGAAGAACAGCAUCACGGCUCAAGGACGUAAAGAUCCAAACGAACCAACUGGAUUCACAAUCCAAUUUAGCAACAUAACGGCUGAUACCGACCUACUUCCAAACUUAAAUACAACCGCUACUUACUUGGGUCGACCGUGGAAAUUGUAUUCUAGAACAGUGUUCAUGCAAAACUACAUGAGUGAUGCUCUCAAGCCCGAAGGAUGGCUCGAAUGGAACGGAGAUUUUGCAUUGGAUACAUUAUAUUAUGGUGAGUAUAUGAACAGCGGACCGGGGGCUAGUCUUGACCGUCGUGUUAAGUGGCCAGGAUACCAUUUGUUGAAUACUUCCGCGGAGGCUAAUAACUUUACGGUAGCUCGAUUCAUACAAGGGAACCUGUGGUUACCAUCAACUGGUAUCACUUACAUUGCUGGUUUAGGUUCGUAAACUAAUCAUGUUUGAUUGUAUGCUUUAAAUAGUAUCUCUUCAUAUAUCCUUUCUAGUAUUCAUACAUUUAUUAUUUGUCUGGAUGUUAUAUAUUUUGUAUAUGGUUUUGGUGAUAAUUAAUCUACAAAGUUUGAUACUGUAUGGAAUGAGGAAUUAUUUACUAAUAUGUCAACCA
This is a messenger RNA of Camelina sativa (false flax), 1922 nucleotides long. The record is from RefSeq and is a predicted model, not a curated record. Lineage: Eukaryota; Viridiplantae; Streptophyta; Magnoliopsida; Brassicales; Brassicaceae.